Molecule: messenger RNA, 393 nt
Organism: Orycteropus afer afer
Lineage: Eukaryota; Metazoa; Chordata; Mammalia; Tubulidentata; Orycteropodidae
Product: histone H2A type 1
Exons: 1
Coding region: 1-393 (130 amino acids)
Cellular component (GO): nucleosome
Molecular function (GO): protein heterodimerization activity; DNA binding; structural constituent of chromatin
Source: RefSeq, a predicted model, not a curated record
AUGUCUGGACGUGGUAAACAGGGCGGCAAGGCUCGCGCAAAGGCUAAGACCCGGUCUUCCCGCGCCGGACUCCAGUUUCCGGUGGGCCGAGUGCAUCGGCUUCUUCGCAAGGGCAACUAUGCCGAGCGGGUUGGGGCGGGCGCGCCAGUAUAUUUGGCCGCGGUGCUAGAGUACCUGACUGCCGAGAUCCUUGAGCUGGCAGGCAACGCCGCCCGCGAUAAUAAGAAAACGCGCAUCAUCCCGCGCCACCUGCAGCUCGCCAUCCGUAAUGACGAGGAGCUCAACAAGCUGCUGGGUAAAGUCACUAUAGCUCAGGGUGGUGUUCUACCGAACAUCCAGGCUGUGCUUUUGCCCAAGAAGACUGAAAGCCACCACAAGGCAAAGGGCAAAUAG